Emericellopsis atlantica is the source of this 1188-nucleotide messenger RNA. RefSeq lists its product as uncharacterized. The transcript has 2 exons. Bases 1 to 1188 code for a protein of 395 amino acids. Lineage: Eukaryota; Fungi; Ascomycota; Sordariomycetes; Hypocreales; Bionectriaceae. The record is from RefSeq and is a predicted model, not a curated record.
AUGCCCUUUGACUUUCAGAAAUACGACGAAAAGUGCCGUGGGCUCACGCCAGAGGAGCUACAGAGAGAAUGGCAGCACUACACACGUCUGAUCACCGGCGCUGCGACUUCCACCACCGUCUCUGGGCUGGCUAUUCCUCUAACAGCCGGAGUCUCAACCAUAGGCGUAGCAUUAGCCGCUCCUGCAAUCCACAAUGCCCGGAAGAAGCGGGAAAUCAUUGAGAGGCAUCUCACCAGGCACUCAGCGUCCCACGUAACACGCAAGCGAGACGUCCUCAGCGGCGUGGCGGUCAGCGGGACCAUUGGCGUCAUGACGCUUGGUGUCGCCUCAAUGGGGGCAGAUACUAUUGCCGCACAUGGCGCAGAGCAUGGUAUAUCUGCGAUUAUUGAGAAUGAAACGGCAGUCAAGGUCGUCACGCACGCGGCGCUCGACGGCGCUGGACUCGGAGUCGAACAUGUGCAUACGAACCACGUCAGGAGAAAGGAGGCACAGAAAGCUUUCCAGGCUGCCGGUGUCUUCCAGGCUGUGCAGGGUGCUAAAGCAGCAGAGGCGGGUUAUCCAAUGCAGCCGUACAACCCCCAGGCAUGGGCCGCAGGCUCGAGCUCUCGACUUUCGAUUGCUUCUCCUCCCCCAGCGUACAACUCAGGGUACGCCCCGAUGCCGCAAUCAGCGCCCUACUUUCAUCCACCUCCACAAAGUACCGCCGGGCCAUCCAUGCCGUACUUUGCUCCUCCUCCAAGUGUGCCUCUGUCACCUGCGCCGACCAAGUCCCGCAAUGUCACCCGGCCGUUAAGCCAGUUGUAUCACAGGACACUACAAAAGGUUGCCUCACCCCCGAUGAGCCCGCCUUCUGCCCCAAUGCAGCACGCACCAGGGCUAAAUAUGCAGCCCUACCAGCCUAUGCCCGUGGAACCGACGUACGACGCCGUUCCGGUCCCGCAAAGCUACUAUGACAAGCGUCCGCUGUCACAGGUGCUUCCACCAACACCAAUGUCUUUGCCUAACUCUCCCGUGCCAGUUCAGCAGCAGCAGCACUACUCUGGUGCAAGUUACUUUCCUCAGACAUCCUCACCUUAUCAACCUGGAUACUCGAGUCAGCCACGACAUCCUCCGCCUGGCACUGCGGCUUACCAGGCGCAGUAUACAGCUCCUGUCACCGAUGCGCCAUGGCAAGGCUACCAGCGUUGA